Molecule: messenger RNA, 3710 nt
Organism: Sitodiplosis mosellana (orange wheat blossom midge)
Lineage: Eukaryota; Metazoa; Arthropoda; Insecta; Diptera; Cecidomyiidae
Gene: ari-1
Product: E3 ubiquitin-protein ligase ariadne-1
Exons: 10
Coding region: 1648-3153 (501 amino acids)
Biological process (GO): protein polyubiquitination; ubiquitin-dependent protein catabolic process; positive regulation of proteasomal ubiquitin-dependent protein catabolic process
Cellular component (GO): cytoplasm; nucleus; ubiquitin ligase complex
Molecular function (GO): ubiquitin protein ligase activity; zinc ion binding; ubiquitin conjugating enzyme binding
Source: RefSeq, a predicted model, not a curated record
CGAAGUUUCAGAGCGAAGUGUACAUAGGACGCAGCAAUUCACCACAACUCACAUUUCUACAUGGAGUGAGGAAAAACAUACAAAAUAUCGAAGUAUAAUCGCGUGAAUUGUCGAAAAAAACCAAUCAAUUCAUUCAUAUUACCUAGCUUUGUAUCGUCAUAAUUCUAAGUAGUGAUUUAAUUUGAAGUCAAAUAAUUUUUAGUAAACAUCAAUAAUUCAGUGUUUAUAAGAAUUUUGUUGUGUUUCUUUGUUGUGAAUAGUUCAUUGUUUGCAUCAUAUUUCCAAACUACGCAUUGGACUUAAUAGAGUUGCUGUGAAUGUUUGAGAAAUCGUUUAGUAAAUUGGUUUCGAUUGCUUUGGCAUUUCGAUGGAAUUCAUUUUGAAAAAAUCGAGUGACCAAAAUUCUAUUUUAAACAAUGAAUAAAACGUCCAUAUUGAGGGUGCAAUAUGUGAAAAUCUAUAAUCUGCGCUGAUGAUAAAGAAAUGUUCAUGAAAACAAAAACAAAAACAAAGUCCAUUUAUCGUAAAUGUUGACAUCGAAAAUACUGACAAAACAUUGAGACGAGAGAAAAAAAUCUAUAGCCAAAUUUUACGCUCACAAUAAUAGAGAGAAAGCAAGAACGAGCAAGAAAAAAUUCACGCUUAUGAGUUUUUUUUUCUCCAAAUUUUAUUUGUGUUUAUUUGUUUUUGGUUGUCUGUCGAGUUGAAAUUUCGAUGGUUUUGUUACGGCGUCUGCGCCGUCUGUUUUCCAUCCGUCCAACCAACCAAGCAACCAAAAAGAGCAAAAAGGAUAAAUAAAACGUUUCACAUCGAGCAUGCAGUAUUUAAACAACAGCACAACAAUUUCGACUAUUUCGUCAGUGACGACGUUCUAUCUUUAGCAGUUUUUCGUACUGAAAGCGUACGUCAAAUGUGCGACAAAGGCGAAUCGAAACACAAUAGAUGUUCAAACAAAGUAUUGCCGUUUGUCAACAACCAAUAGACAGGAGUUUUGAGUACGGACAAACAAAAAAUUCGACGACUAAAAUUAACGUGAAAAAUAAAAACAUCAAAAAACAGACUAAAAAUAAAUACGAUCGACGAACGAUUCAAUUUGGAUUGUUUUUCACGCAAAAGUCAAGUGAAUCAUGCACACCAACCAGUGAGUGACAUAAUGUGGGCAUUUCGAUAUUGUGUGUAAAUUUCCUUGGUGUCGAAUCGGCAUUUGAUAAGUGUAGUUACUACGAAAACCACACUGGUAUAUAAAUCACUCCAAUAAUUUUCUGAUUAAAUUCGAAUAAACGGCGUUGCUGCGAAACGAGAACACGAGUUAGUGGGUUUUUGGUGCACAAAUACUCAUCAUUUUUGACAGUUGUAAUUGUCAGAAUAUAUUUAUAAUAGUCGCAAUUCAUUCGUGACAAACGUGAACAUCAUUUAGUUCAGUUCUUCCUGCUUCGGAAAGGAAAAUUAAAAAUUAUUUCUAUAGUGUUUAUCUACAUUAGGACAUGGGACAGAUUUAAAACAGUGUGUGACGCUCGCCUGAAAAAAAGGGACGAAAUUCGUGUGAAAUCAACAUUGUAGGCUCAAGGAGAAGUGUUAAUCGGAAAAGAAAAACUUUUUUCGAACGUACGAGGCGAAUAUUGAACUACUAAACGGGAAUUCAAUACAAUGGAUUCGGACGACGAUACAUUUGAUAACGUUGAUUCGGGCAAUGUGUCAAGUGGCGAAGAUGAUUUUCCAAUAGUUGACGAAGUUGAGAUGAGCUGCUCCAAAGAUCGACAAAGUGAGCACGACGAAUAUCCAUACGAGGGACUGACGACUGAGGAAAUUGUUCAACAUAUGGUGGAUUGUAUCAAGGAAGUGAAUACUGUUGUUGAGAUACCGGCCACAACGUUACGCAUCCUUUUAAAUCACUUUAAAUGGGACAAGGAAAAACUCAUGGAAAAAUACUAUGACGGCGAUCAAGAGGCAUUCUUCCGUGAGGCACAUGUUAUAAAUCCCUUCAACAAACCGGUGGCGGUGACACGGCCCAAACUAAAACGCUCCGGUACCGAAGAAUGUGAAAUUUGCUUCUCAAAUUUUCCUCCAAGCAUGAUGACUGGAUUGGAAUGUGGACACAAAUUCUGCACACAUUGUUGGGGUGAAUAUUUAACGACGAAAAUCAUGGAAGAAGGUCUUGGUCAAUCGAUAUCAUGUGCAGCACAUGGUUGUGAUAUAAUUGUCGAUGACGUUACGGUGAUGAAACUGGUGAAUGAUUCACGUGUUAGGCUCAAAUAUCAGCAUUUGAUUACAAACAGUUUUGUCGAGUGCAAUCGUUUGCUGCGUUGGUGCCCGUCAGCCGACUGUUCGUAUGCAGUGAAGGUAGCCUAUGUUGAAUCUCGACCGGUUGCUUGUAAAUGUGGCCACGUAUUUUGCUUCGAAUGCGGCGAAAACUGGCAUGAUCCCGUUCUGUGCAAAUACCUCAAGAAAUGGAUUAAGAAAUGUGACGACGACUCGGAAACAUCGAAUUGGAUUGCGGCCAACACAAAGGAAUGCCCCAAAUGCAAUGUGACAAUUGAAAAAGAUGGUGGAUGCAAUCAUAUGGUGUGCAAAAAUCAAAAUUGCAAACAUGAUUUCUGUUGGGUGUGCUUGGGAUCAUGGGAACCACACGGCUCAUCGUGGUACAAUUGCAACCGAUACGAUGAGGACGAAGCGAAAGCUGCACGUGAUGCUCAGGAAAAGUUACGAUCGUCGUUGGCUAGGUAUCUUCAUUACUACAACCGUUACAUGAAUCACAUGCAAUCGCUGAAAUUUGAGCAUAAACUUUACAACUGCAUCAAAGAGAAGAUGGAAGAGAUGCAACAGCACAAUAUGUCCUGGAUCGAGGUUCAAUUUCUGAAGCGUGCCGUCGAUAUAUUGGUUCAGUGUCGGCAAACUCUUAUGUGUACAUAUGUUUUUGCGUAUUACUUACGCAAAAAUAAUCAAUCGCUAAUAUUCGAAGCGAAUCAAAAGGAUUUGGAGACCGCUACGGAGAAAUUGUCAGAAUAUUUGGAACGUGAUAUCACAUCGGAAAAUUUGGCCGACAUUAAGCAAAAAGUUCAAGAUAAAUAUCGAUACUGUGAGAAGCGCCGAAAGGUGUUGUUGGAUCACGUGCACGAGGGAUACGAAAAUGAUUGGUGGAUCUACACCGAAUAAGAAAAUCGAAAUAGAAAUUGACAAAGAAAAUCGAAACCGUGAAUUGUAACUUGUUCCCUGCAUCUCUUUUUUCUCUUGAUGACAUUUGGCUUUCUUUAUUCAUUUGAUUUAUAUUGAUCAUAUGCACACACAAAGUGUUAUUUUCCCAUAAAAAAUGUACAUUUUAUAGUAGGAAUCAUGAAAAUUUGAAGAAGCAACGUUUUAGUCGAAACCCUAAAAAAACUGUGUAUUAACCUAACCGUGUAAAUGAAUUUUCACAUGUAUUUCAUAGAGAUAGUUUUCAAAAUGAUAAUGUCAGCGAUAGAUAAAAGCAAUUAAAAAUGAAAUAUUUUUUCAACAUAUAUAUAUUCCCGAAACCCAACAUCAUCCAAGUCUCUGACACACAAAGAGCAAUUGAACAAAACAACAAACUGUUGCCAGAGAAUUCACAAUAGUUCUCAUCACAAAUUGUAAAUAAAAGUAAAUUGAGAUAAAUGAUUGCAAAAUAAAAAUAAAAACAACAACAGCAGAAAAUCUAUACGUGAGCAAAGCAGUGUAAAUAAAUUAGAUUUCCCUUA